Tyto alba (common barn owl) is the source of this 4198-nucleotide messenger RNA. Its product is annotated as solute carrier family 2, facilitated glucose transporter member 11. Gene Ontology annotation, molecular function: hexose transmembrane transporter activity. NCBI's taxonomy places the organism in Eukaryota, Metazoa, Chordata, Aves, Strigiformes, Tytonidae. The transcript has 11 exons. The coding region runs from base 1860 to 3239 and encodes 459 amino acids. Gene Ontology annotation, biological process: monosaccharide transmembrane transport. Gene Ontology annotation, cellular component: membrane. The record is from RefSeq and is a predicted model, not a curated record.
GCUCCCGGGGGAGCGUCGGGACAGACCCGCUUUUGUCCGCGGCCUGGCGCGAUCUCCGCAGGCGGCAGCCAGAGCCGGCGGGCCGGGCCGCGCCGCCACAAAUCCCCGUCAGAUAUUAUAUGCACAUGGGUUCAAGGCCCUAUCUCUCUUCAUGCCUGCUACUCUCUUCUGUUCCCUAGUUCCCCAGCUGGACCUUGUUUCUGGCUGUUUGUGCAGUUGGAAUUGGAGGGACCUUUCAGUAUGGGUAUAAUGUUUCCAUUAUCAACGCACCCACCCAGGUAAAAUACCAUCUCUUGUUCACAGGGUUGGUUUACAGUAAUAGAGGUAUCCUGUCUAACUGGAUGAGCGGCCAAAUGCACUUUUACUGUGAUUGUAGUGGGAGCCAAAGCAGGAUUCCUCUCAUAUGAAGGAUUCUUGUUGAUUUCCAAAAUGGUUUCAUGUGAAUUUGCUUGUGAGUACCUCCCAUCAGAGGUAUUCUGUCAGAUACGCCACAUAAAUACCUCUGUUAAAGUUUGGUUUAGAAGGAUUAACUGAAUGAAUAAGUAACAUCUUCCAGUUACAUCUUUGACUAAAAUACCCCAGAACGUUAAGAACAGAAUGGAACAGAAUAUUUUCAGUUGUAAGUGACCUACAAUGAUCAUCUAGUCCAAUUGCCUGACCACUUAGGGCUGGCCAAAUGUUAAAGCAUGUUAUUAAGGACAUUGUCCAAAUGCCUCUUAAACAUGGACAGGCUUGGGGCAUGGACCACUUCUCUAGGAAGCCCUAUCAAGUGUUUGACCACUCUUUCUGUAAAAUGUCACCACUGUUUCUCCUGAUGUCAAGUUUAAACCUCCUCUGAUGCAGCUCUGAACCAUUCCCAUGCAUCCUAUUACUGGAUAACAGGGAGAAAGGAUAGUUACGUUUGUCUGUCACAAGGCAGCUUACUGAGAAAUACCUUCUUAGAGAGUCAAAAACUUGCAUCUGUAGUGUCUGAGUAUCUCACUGGUGUCUGCACCUACUUGUCACUUUUGCGUCCAUUUCUAUGGCCUUGAGGAUUCUGCCAAUUUUGUGGAUGGCUCAGUAGAAUCUGAGCAAAUGGUCUUGUGAAAGUGAUGGGUAUAAUUUUCUGCUGUCAGCUGAUUUAUUUUAUUGUGAAACUGAAGAUUGAAUUUGCUACAACAUUGUAUGCUUUUUACAAAGUUUAAAAUAAGCUGUUUGUGAAAGAACAUGUAAUAUGCUGGAAACAGAGAGAGUGUCCAGGAAAUUUGUUCUUCUGUUAAGUCUUUGCAGGCUAAGAACAGCAGCCUCUGGUUACAGAUACAUGUCAGUUCAAGAGUUUUGCCAGACAAAUUUUAGGAAACAAUGCAUGUAGAAUGACAGUUUAAAAGUUCUGACACAUUAAUACUGUAAGAAAGAGGAAUAUUAGAGUUGCAGAAAGGGAUUUUACUGUGAAUUGUUGGAUUACACUAAGGAAGAUUUAUAUCAAGUGUCAGAAUGAGUCUUCUGACAGUAAAAUUUUCUACGUUAUGUGAGACCUCUGUGCUGUGAGAUGUUCCUAAAAAACAGUAGGACCUACUCAUCUACCCUGUCCCCCCUUCAUUCAAAAGAACCUCCAAGCUCUUUUGUGGCAGUAUAUGGAAAGGUUGUUUCUCCUCUAGUGGGGUACAGCCUCCCCUGAGGUAGGGUACAAAAGCAGAGCUGCUCAGCAGUCUUUGAGAUGUAUGGAGAGUAGGAAAUGGUAUUGUGAUCAAGGAAGAUUCUGAUAGUCAUUGGUGGUUUUAAUAUAAUACAACUAAGAUGGUAUCUUGUUAGCUCUCAGAAUUGGUUUUCAGGAUUGAGGUGCAGGUUAUUUAUAGUGCUGUGCUGCUGGGCUACGCAUAAUGCUACACAUGCUUCAUCCUUUUCUACUGCAGCAUAUACACAGGUUCUUAAAUGAAACCUGGACUAGUCGUUAUCACAAGGAAGUAAAUCCAGAUUUGCUGACUUUUCUUUGGUCUGUCAUUGCUUCUGUAUUUUCACUUGGAGGCCUCUGCGGAGCCCUUAUUGGAGGCAGCAUGGCGAUUCGGCUAGGCAGGAAAGGAGCUCUUUUGAUGAAUAAUAUUAUAGCAAUAUUGGCCUCCUUUUUAGUGGGGAUCAGUUUUCCUACAGGAUUGUUUGAGUUACUGAUUGCUGGAAGGUUUUUGAUUGGCAUAAAUUCAGGUAUUGGGAUCUGUGUGCAGCCUCUGUAUAUUGGCGAGGUAGCCCCAAAACAUCUUAGAGGUGGCAUGGCCAUGGGGACUUCCAUCUUCCUGACUGGAGGGAUUCUUACAGGACAAAUAAUUGGUUUGAGGGAAUUACUAGGUGGAGAAACAUAUUGGCCUCUGUUGCUAUCCAGCAGCUGUUUCCCAGCAUUUGCCCAACUUUUAUUCCUGCCAUGGUUUCCUGAAAGUCCCCGAUAUCUUCUUAUUGACAGAGGGGAUGAGCUGAACUGUGCCAAAGCUUUGAAGCAAUUUCAUGGUUCUUCGGAGUAUCGAAGGGAGAUGGAAGACAUACAACGGGAAUGUUUUGCUUUAGAUGGGGAGAAACCGAAGAAGCCCUGGCAAUUAUUCACUGAUCGUGAUGUGAGAUGGCAGCUCAUUACUGUGAUUGUGAUGACUAUGGGCCAACAGCUCAGUGGGAUAAAUGCUAUUUAUUUCUAUGCAACUUACAUUUUUGAACAAGCUGGGAUCUCAACAGAAAAAAUCCCGUAUGUGACGCUUGGCACUGGAGCUUGUGAAUGCCUCACAGCCCUCACCUGUGGUUUAUUGAUAGACUACGUGGGAAGAAGAUAUCUCAUCAUUGGGGGUUAUCUCCUUAUGACCCUUUGGAGCAUUGUUUUAACGUUCUCUCUGACUUAUCAGGAACUGUACUCAUGGAUGCCUUAUGUGAGCAUGACAUCUAUAUUUGUCUUCAUCUUAAGCUUUGGGUUGGGACCAGGUGGCAUAACAAAUACCCUGACGGCUGAAUUAUUUACACAGUCUUCACGUCCUGCUGCUUACAUGAUAGGAGGGACUAUUAGUUGGAUUAGUUUCUUCACAGUUGGAAUGCUGUUUCCCUUUAUAGUGAAUGGACUGAAGCAAUAUUGUUUUCUGGUGUUCUUACUGGAGUGCUCCUUAGUUGCUGCCUUCAUCUUCCUUGUAAUUCCUGAGACAAAAAACAAAUCUUUUCUUGAAAUCAAAAAGGAAUUUCACAAGCUUAAUUUUGGAAGAAAUACAAAAAAAAAAGGAAACAGAGCUUUAUGAAAGAAGACAACUCCAUGAUGAAUUUAAAAAAAAACAACGUAAUUUCACAGCUGUAACAGAACUUUAAUAAGAAAUUAUUAAAUCAUCCUGUAUAUUUAGAGAAGUUUAAAGGUAAGUUAAUCUUCCUGAAAUGCUGUUAAAACAUACGUUGCUGAAAUGCUAUUAACAACAAAUUGUAUUAUACAUAGAAGACUUGAUCUUUAGAAGCCACUUGAUGUUGUAGAGAUGCAGAAAUGCCAGGAGAAGGUGUUCAAUGAAUUCUUCACCCUGGCAGAUUUCUUCGUGUAAUUCAGUAGCUCUUGUAUUUCUAAGCCCCUUCUUCAGAUUUGGGCAAUCAAGCAUAUGUUAGUGCUUUACUGAAUAAAAUAUUCUGGGGCAUUAAAACACAAACAAGAACUGACCUACUGAGAAAGCGACAUUUGAAAUAUUCUAGUUUUUAUAUAUAUAUAUUGGGGUAUUUAGUUGCUGUUUUUCACUUAAAUAACUUUUCAAAUAUUUAAGGCAUUCCUCAUCUAGUUCUACUACUAUAACUGUACAAAGACAGUAUAGCACCUAUCUGAAUUACUGCUAGUUGUAAUAAAGUUUAUUAGAAAGACUUGUUUCCUGAAAGGGUACUAACAGAAGUUUCUGGGAUUUGAGUUUAGGUUUAUUUUUUUGCCCUAAUCUAGCAUCUUACCAUUUUAAACUGCGCAACAGGGUAAAACCUCUUCUAGUUUUGAAGGUAAAUUCCCAGCAGACUGCGAUCAACAUCAUAAAAAGUACUAAGUAGCAGAGAAGACAAGUGAUAGGAAUGAAUUACUUUUCACCUUUAGAGAUUUUUCAGGAUGGUCUGAGAGGUCCUCCAAGCUCUCUGCAGUCUCCCUGUGCACGUUCCAUUGAAUGAGCUUUCUGCCUAAUCUCCAACAUUUCAUCCAGGACGCUUGCUCAACUUAAAUUCUUCAUAUUUUAGUAGUCAAAAA